This is a messenger RNA of Pimephales promelas (fathead minnow), 2237 nucleotides long. It is a transcript of the gene nherf1b, whose product is annotated as NHERF family PDZ scaffold protein 1b. Gene Ontology annotation, molecular function: signaling receptor binding; protein-membrane adaptor activity. The record is from RefSeq and is a predicted model, not a curated record. Gene Ontology annotation, biological process: protein localization to plasma membrane. Lineage: Eukaryota; Metazoa; Chordata; Actinopteri; Cypriniformes; Leuciscidae. Gene Ontology annotation, cellular component: apical plasma membrane.
CACCCUGUCCUGGGUAGAAGAGGAGGAGAGAGAGAGAGUCACUCCUCCAUGGGCUGGGUUUGUAUAUUAUGUGUGCUGCAUCCUGCAUGCAUAUCAAACUCUCGAACUUUCUCGUCACACUUUAUCAACAACAAAUCCCUUCAAACUGUUUAACAUGCUUCACCCGUGAGCACCUGAGCGCAGGACACCAGUUAUUCUUCAUUUCUUAUUUAUUCCGGCUGUCAGAUUUGAAAUCCACAGGUGAACUCGCGUGAUGCCCAGCCAAACUCAGCGCCCGCGACUGUGCGUCCUGGACAAGGGCGAGAACGGAUACGGCUUCCAUCUGCACGGAGAGAAGGGCAAAAGCGGGCAGUUCAUCCGCCUGGUGGAGCCCGACUCCCCCGCCGAGCUGGCUGGUCUGCGCGCGGGCGACCGGCUGGUGUUCGUCAACGGAGAGCGCGUGGAGAGCGAAAGCCAUCAGCAGGUCGUGGCGAGGAUACGCGCGAGCACCGGGAACCUGGAGCUCAUAGUGGUGGACGUGGACACCGACCUGCUGCUGAAGAAACACGAGCUGAAGUGCGUGAGGGAGUUCGUCACGGAGGGGAUUCCGAUGCCCGAGUGUGACGAUGAGCCCGAGAUCAGCGACGAGAUGAUGCGGGACGACACGCCGCCGCCCCCGGUGCCCGAGAGGAACGGAGAGAUCAUCCCCGUGUACAUUCCCGCGGUGGAGAAACUCAGAACAUCCGUGAGCUCGGAUACGAUUGCAGAAUUGAGGCGAAAUGAGGAAGAAGCAGAGCUGUUCACCAGGGCCGGCUACACCCCUCACAGGCUGAUUCGUCUCCACGAUGUCCAGGCUGACGGCGCUGUGACGGAGUGUGACUCGAAGCCCAAGCUCAGACCGCGGCUCUGUGCCAUCAAGAAAGGCCCCAAUGGCUUCGGCUUUAACCUGCACAGCGAGAAGUCCAGACCCGGCCAGUACAUCAGAGCUGUAGAUGAGGACUCGCCGGCACAGAGGUCCGGCCUAAAAUCCAAAGACCGGAUAAUACAGGUGAACGCGGUUUCAGUAGAGGGGAAGCAGCAUGCAGAUGUGGUGGCUGCUAUUAGAGCCGGGGGUGAAGACACCACACUCUUGGUCGUAGAUCCAGAAACAGAUGCUUUCUUCAAGAAGUGUCGAGUGACGCCCACCGCAGAACACCUCACAGGUCCGCUGCCUGAACCUGUGCUCAACGGAGACAUGGAGGACAAGGUAAAUGGGAAUGUGGCCAAAGAGGUGGAACUGAAGGACUCAAAGUUAUCAGUCAGCCCGUCCCCUUCCAACGCCUCCUCCGACGCCUCCCUCGUGACUCCGCCGCCUGAGACCGUGGAGCCGUCCAUCAGAGACGCUAUCCCCGAGCUCAGUCUGUCCUUACAGCAGGUGAAAGAGCGCGCGCACCAGAAACGCUCCAAUAAGAGAGCUCCGCCCAUGGACUGGAGCAAGAAAAAUGAACUCUUCAGUAACCUAUAGACCUCCAGACGAUCGUCCAUCCACUCAUCCAUCCAUCCAUCCCAGAAGGAAUGUAGUUUCGGCACACAUCUGGGCCGUGUGGAAUCCAUGUGGGCCGAAACUAUGUUGCUCUCUGUGAUUCAUCAGCUCUGUUUAAGACUUGAUGAAACAGAGCAGAUCUUAUAAUGAGGUUAUCAUUAAAGUAGGCUCAAUAUGAUGUGUGUACUGUGUGUAUGCACACACAGAUUUAUAUGUAUUCAGAAUUAUGUAUUUGAAUUACUAACAGAUUAUAUUAGUACAUCAGCUACGGGGCAAAUGGAAUGUAACUGUGAUGCAUUACAAUCACUGGCUGUGUUCAGAAUGGAGUACUUAUUGUAAUAUUACCGCUCACUAAAUACUGUGCGUUACACAUCCAAUUCUGCUUACUGUUAAAUAUAGUAAAACAGUAGUGUCAUGCUGUUCUACAUUGCAUGUUUACUUUAAUGGGCAGUCUCCAGUUGUCUUUUUGAAAUCAAAGUUUAUUUUUUAUUCAUUCAAUUUUGUGUAAAUAUGUAUUCUAAUGUCUGACGAUGAGGAAAAACAGAUGAUAAAGCUCUUGCCUGUAGUUCCAAUCAAUUUGUCACACUGUAAAUGUGUGUGCAUACUAUACAGAAAUAGUGAUAUUAUGUUAGUAUGCUAUUCUGAACAGAGCCUAAUUCAGCGUGUUUGUGUGUAUGUGAGUUUUGUGUAUGAGGCUGUACUACACUAAAAGGUUCAGUGUGGUUCUAUAUAGAAC